UGCAGAUUUGAAUUCAAGGCGCGCAGUCUUGUGCGCGAUUGAAACGGAGUAAAAUACCAAAGCCAUAUACGGUUUAAUUUGUGAAGCAUUUCAACAACAAUUCUAGGUGCUUAAAAAUGUCAUUGCCGACGAUGGUGGUGCUCGUUGCGCUGGCCGCACUGCUGAUUGCUGCCACAGUCCAGAGCUUGCCUCAAGGUGCACCGGAAACGGUGUGCGACACAAUGCUGCCGUUCCAUUCCGGCGGCCGUGAGUUGCCCCAAAACAGUGUCCCCCCCUUUGGCAUUGAGACGUCCACGUCUGUGGUCGGCCAGGGACAGACGUUACGCGUGGAUAUCAGCGGCUUAAGACCGGAGUUGAGCUUUGGUGGCUUCAUGAUCCAAGCACGCAACCGCAAUCCUCCCUAUCAGAUUGUGGGGCAGUUUAGUCCAUCACGUGACGGCACCAUCAAGCUGAUGAACUGCGAGAACUCCGUCAACAAUUCGGCCACCCACAGCAAUGCCGGUCCCAAGCAGCAGGUCAGCCUCGACUGGCAGCCCCCUGUGGACUUCCUUGGUCAGGUCGUGUUCAACGCAACUGUUGCCCAGACAUAUACUGACUUCUGGGUGGGCAUACCCUCCAGUCCCGUGCAGGUGGUUAGACGUGAUAUCUCGGGACCCGCACCACUGCCCACAGUCAAUCCGCCCACCAACUUUAACAUUGCCAGCACUCGUUCUCCCUAUGUGCCACCCAGCUAUGUGGCACCCAGUGUAAGUCCUGUGAUCGAGGACACCUUCUAUGAUGGCUGCGGCCAGAUCAAGAACUGCUUUGGUUUUCCCAAUGGUUGUGUUGCCACUCAAUCCUGUACUAUUAUUUCCGCCAUAACCGUUCGUGGAGAAGUCUACGAGUUCGAGAUGCGUUCCGGCAAGGGAACCAACGCUGCCUAUGUGGCAGUUGGCUUGUCGGAUGAUGCCAGAAUGGGUGACGACCUGACCACCGAGUGUGUGCCCGAAAACGGGCGCGUUAACCUGUACUCCUCUUAUACGUCCAAUAAUCCCUAUGCCGCCAUCAGAGGCAGCGUGUCACAGAAUUCGGCGCGUCUUUUGAAUGCCUCGUUCGUGGACGGCGUCAUCUACUGUAAGGUGCAACGUGAUCCACUCACGGUGGUGCAGGGACGCAGCUUCGAUUUGAAGAACGGUGCCUACCACAUGCUGGUCGCCUCGGGCACCGGCCUGAAGGAGAACAGCGUUGGCUUCCACAACAUUGGCUUUUUGCCCUCGUCGAGUCCAAUUAAUCUGGCUGUGGUUCAGGAACUGGGCGGUUCCAGCAUGUUAUUGGUGCGUUUGCAUGGCGCCUUCAUGAUUGCCGCCUGGAUCGGCACCACAUCGCUGGGCAUCAUCUUUGCGCGCUACUUUAAGCAGACAUGGGUGGGCAGCCAAACCUGCGGCAAGGAUCAAUGGUUCGCCUGGCAUCGCAUGCUUAUGGUCACCACCUGGUCGCUGACUGUCGCCGCCUACAUUCUAAUCUGGGUGGAACUGAAGCGUGCUGUGUGGCAUGCCCAUUCCAUAAUUGGCCUCAUCACAGUCAUCCUCUGUUUCAUCCAACCAAUCGGAGCACUCUUCCGUCCCGGACCCAAUGACAAGAUGCGUCCGUACUUCAACUGGGGCCAUUGGUUAGGCGGCAAUCUGGCUCACAUCCUGGCCAUUGUUGCCAUCUUCUUUUCUGUGAAAUUGCCCAAGGCGGAGCUGCCCGAGUGGAUGGACUGGAUACUGGUUGGAUUUGUUGUGUUCCAUGUGCUGGUUCAUCUCAUAUUCUCCAUCUCUUUGUGUAUGAAUCAUUGGCAGGUGUCCUCCAUUGCAUCGGAUCGCCACCAGAGCCAGCGUGUGAACACAUUCCAAAUGGGCGACAUGGCGCAUCAUCAUCAGCACGCCAUGCGGAAUGGCAUGAGCAUGGAACGCAAAAUGGAUGCACCGUAUGGUGGCCUGAGGAAGGGUCUGCUCGGAGUCUAUACCAUUGUCCUGGCGCUGUUUGUUGUGGUGCUGAUAUUGCUCGUGGUGCUGGCGCCCAUCGAAAAGGCUUUCAAAUAGCAUCAAGCAUCAUUGAAGAAGACGUUUUUAUAAUCUCUAUUCGCUCUGUACAGUCAAUACUCGUAGGCUGCCACUUAAUUAUUUUAUUAACUUAACCCCCCCUUUUACCCGCCUCCCGUUUUAUGUUGUUAUGUAUAAAAUGCUGAAGGAUAACAAAAGUUUAACCUAGGGCAUGCGUUUUCAGUACAUGUUAUAUAAUUUAUUAUUGAUAAAGUAAAACAAAGCCAA
Drosophila innubila is the source of this 2291-nucleotide messenger RNA. Its product is annotated as putative ferric-chelate reductase 1 homolog. NCBI's taxonomy places the organism in Eukaryota, Metazoa, Arthropoda, Insecta, Diptera, Drosophilidae. The transcript has 8 exons. Gene Ontology annotation, molecular function: oxidoreductase activity, acting on metal ions. The record is from RefSeq and is a predicted model, not a curated record. Bases 117 to 2063 code for a protein of 648 amino acids.